Arctia plantaginis is the source of this 432-nucleotide messenger RNA. The record is from the annotation of a GenBank genome assembly. Lineage: Eukaryota; Metazoa; Arthropoda; Insecta; Lepidoptera; Erebidae.
AUGCGCAGCGUGAGAUGUGUGCCAACGUACAUACUGCACGGCAUGGCGAAGCCUCGCCGCUUCUCGGCGAGGGAGCACUUGAUCGUGGGCAAACAAUGGAGUGUUUUUGUCGUUGCCGCCGAGCUGAGAGGGCGAGUGUUGUCCGUGGCGACGGCCGCGGAUCGAUAUCGCUCGAGAUCUGUCAGCCUACGCGCCCGCCUCGCCGGCCAUUUGCCUACCUCGACGCCUCAGGCUCGUGUGUACAUAACCCGCCGCCCACCACCCCCGAUACACCCCCGCAGAUUACCGCCUACAAAGCAAACUUCAUUGGGACGUGCAUGCAAUAUGCGCAAGGAGCUGGUCGAAUUGCACCUCGACCGGCCACCCGGCCAGAUUGCUUUGAUAUCCAACUCGUCCUCGUAUAUAGGCCACCGCAUCUCAAAUUCCAGGUAA